AUGGUGGCUACUGCUACGAUUCUGAAAAUAACUCCGUUUCAUCGGAAUCCAUCUUUUCCAUACAAGCAACGUCCUAACAAUGUUUAUUUCUACUCCAAACCUCAACUCCUAUCAAUUCGUCUCCAAAUCGCCGUUAAAUACAAACAAUCUCCUUGGUUUGAAGCUCAAGUAAGAUCCGAUACCGACUCGAAUCAUGAUCAGUUGUUGAAGAAGACACUUUGCAAAAUCUUGGUUCAGAUCAAGAAAACGUUAGAUUCUCUGAAAAAACCAGUUAGUGCCGCUGUAUUUAUGCUUAGUCUGAUUUUGUUAUGUGAUCGUAACUUGGCCUUGGCUGCCUCUGGUGGUAGAAUUGGCGGUAGUGCCUUCUCGUCUAGGUCUAACACCUCUUCUUCUUCUUCUACGUCGUCUUCUCGUUCGCUAUCAUCAUCAUCAUCUUCGAGCUACUCUUUCGACUUUGAAUCGCGUCUGAGCUCCCAGUUCUCGGUUCUAAGCUCACGGGUCAUGACUCUGCCCCUAAUAUCCAAUACGAGCUUGUCUCUGAUUAUGAUAGGUUUGACAGCGUUUGGUAUUGUCUCAGUAACCAUUGCAAACAUGUCAGAGAGUGACAAUAUAAGCAAUACUCAGAAAACUAGUGUCCUGAGACUACAGGUUGGGUUGCUGGGUUCAGCAAGAAAUUUACAACAAGAUUUUAAUCAUCUAGCUGAAAAUGCAGAUACAACUACACCAGAGGGUCUAAGCUAUGUUUUAACCGAGGCAACAUUAGCUUUGCUGAGACACCCGGACUAUUGCAUCUCUUGUUAUUCAUCAGUGGAUUUGAAGCAGUGUUUAGAAGAAGGAGAGAAGCAAUUUAAUCAACUCUCGGUUGAAGAACGAGGAAAAUUUGACGAGGAGACACUAGUUAACGUGAAUAACAUAAAGAUACGAAGCUCAAAGAUUCAGAAAGCUAGUGGUUUAAGCAAUGAAUAUAUUGUGGUAACCAUGUUGGUGGCUGUAGAAGGUACAUAUAAACUGCAGACAAUAAAGAGAAGUGAAGAUCUUAAGGAAGCCUUACAUAAACUCGGAUCGAUACCGAGUAGCAAAAUAUUGGCAGUAGAGGUACUUUGGACUCCACAGAACGAGAAGGACGUUUUGACAGAAAGAGAACUACUUGAAGACUACCCACUUUUGAGGCCUUUGUAA
Messenger RNA from Capsella rubella, 1179 nucleotides. RefSeq lists its product as uncharacterized. The transcript is spliced from 7 exons. NCBI's taxonomy places the organism in Eukaryota, Viridiplantae, Streptophyta, Magnoliopsida, Brassicales, Brassicaceae. Gene Ontology annotation, cellular component: chloroplast. The coding region runs from base 1 to 1179 and encodes 392 amino acids. The record is from RefSeq and is a predicted model, not a curated record.